UGCGCUCUAAAUAGACUGUAUUGUAAUCUUCUCUCAGUCCAACGUGGUUCCUUCACCCGGGCUCCGCUCUUCCCUUCUCUACACUUGUUUGAUUUAUGAGGACUCUAAGAUGAACCUGGAGCAGGAAAGGCCCUUCGUCUGCAGCGCCCCGGGCUGCUCCCAGCGCUUCCCAACCGAAGACCAUCUGAUGAUUCAUAGACACAAGCAUGAAAUGACUUUGAAGUUUCCCUCGAUAAAAACAGACAGUUUGCUGUCAGAUCAGACUCCGACACCCACUAGAUUCCUGAAGAACUGUGAGGAGGUGGGCCUCUUCAAUGACAUCGACUGCUCCCUAGAACACGAGUUUCGGAAGGCCCAGGAAGAAGAGACCAGUAAAAGGAAUAUCUCAAUGCACAAUGCAGUUGGCGGAGCGAUGCCGGGGCCUCAUCAGCUGGGCACCACAAGGAUGCCAAACCAUGACACCAGCGUUGUGAUUCAGCAGGCCAUGCCCUCCCCCCAGUCCAGUUCUGUGAUCACACAGGCACCUUCCACGAACCGACAAAUCGGGCCUGUCCCAGGCUCUCUAUCGUCACUUCUGCACCUUCACAACCACAGACAGAGACAGCCCAUGCCAGCCUCUAUGCCCGGGACCCUGCCGAAUCCUACCAUGCCUGGUUCUUCCGCCGUCCUGAUGCCGAUGGAGAGACAGAUGUCCGUGAACUCCAACAUCAUGGGCAUGCAGGGCCCGAACCUCAACAACCCCUGCGCAUCCCCCCAGGUCCAGUCAAUGCACUCGGAAGCCAAGAUGAGGCUGAAGGCAGCUCUGACUCACCACCCUGCCGCCAUGUCCAAUGGAAACAUGAACAGCAUGGGACACAUGAUGGAAAUGAUGGGCUCUCGCCAGGACCAGACGCCACACCAUCAUCUGCACUCGCACCCCCAUCAGCACCAGACACUGCCGCCCCAUCACCCGUACCCACACCAGCACCAGCACCCGGCCCAUCACCCUCAUCCACAACCCCAUCACCAGCAGAACCAUCCGCAUCACCAUUCUCACCUUCAUGCACACCCAGCACAUCACCAGACCUCGCCACAUCCUCCCUUGCACACGGGCGGCCAAGCACAGGUUUCACCAGCGACACAGCAGAUGCAGCCCACCCAGACGAUACAGCCACCCCAGCCUACCGGGGGGCGUCGGCGAAGGGUGGUGGAUGAGGACCCAGACGAGAGGCGGAGGAAGUUUCUGGAAAGGAAUCGAGCAGCUGCCACCCGCUGCAGACAGAAGAGGAAGGUCUGGGUGAUGUCAUUGGAAAAAAAAGCGGAAGAACUCACCCAGACAAACAUGCAGCUUCAGAAUGAAGUUUCCAUGUUGAAAAAUGAGGUAGCCCAGCUGAAACAGUUGCUGCUAACGCAUAAAGACUGCCCAAUCACAGCCAUGCAGAAAGAGUCGCAGGGCUAUCUAAGUCCCGAGAGCAGCCCUCCGGCCAGCCCAGUCCCGGCUUGCUCCCAGCAGCAGGUCAUCCAACAUAAUACCAUCACGACUUCCUCAUCGGUCAGCGAGGUCGUCGGGAGCUCCACUCUCAGCCAGCUCGCCUCUCACAGAACAGACCUGAACCCCAUCCUUUAGGACUCACGGCUCCCCCGUUGCUCCAGAGACAAGCAGUGUCAGCCUCUUCGAGAGCGUCCUUUUUCCGCUAAGGGCAUUUUUAGAAUUAACUCAAACCUGGAAAACUCCUCAAGCCCUUCCAAGACUGGCUUUCCUUCAUUUUUAUAGUUAUUAUUGAAAUGUGUCUUUUAUACUUAGUUAUAAAAAAAGGGAGUUAUGCAAUUAAUAUGCUAUCUGCUUGGGAAACACUUUGGUGCUUUCUUCGACUUUCUAGUACCAGUUAUUCAUUGAUGAACUGACCUCUUUCGUACAUAGCCGUGACUUCAUGCUUCUCAGUCUAACCCCAAGGCCUCAGAUCUAGAAAGUGGGCCCAAUGGAAUAUUCCAUUGAAACUUCUCCUGAGGUAACUUGGGGCUCCAUCUGGGGGAGAGCAUCACAGCCAACAUGGAGGCGUUGGGCUUGGGACAUCCCCAGAGUCCCAAGGGAGAUUUAGAAUCUUCACGGCUGCUGUUGUUGCUGGGGGGUUUCCCCCCCUUUCUUCCUUUAAAAAAAUUAUAUAAUACAUGGAUAUCUGGACAAAACGAAUAAAAUAAAACUGAAAAAAAUUCUCUCUAACAUUUCUAUCCCUCUUCUCUCUUUUUAGCCUCUUGGCUUGAAUCUUCUCAUUUUCUCCCAAGCAAAUUGGCCCUUUGUCCUCCCCUGACUCACCAGUGGCAUUUCUCCUUUCCCCUACAUUCUCUCUUUUCUCGUUUCCACCUAUUUCUCCUCCCUUCCCUCCCCUCUAUGAGCAAAAAAAAAAGGGGGGGGGUUGUUUUUAAAACAACCCACUUCUCAGAACGAUCCGCCCAGCCCUUGCUUUCAAUAGCCCUUCACCCACAGCUGGGGUUCAUUUAAGCUCUCCGUUUUUACAAAAUAAAAACCAGGAGAUGUUUCAUGUGCCUGAUUUAAUGUUUUUAAUAAACAGAGCGAGUUAGAAGCAGCCUCGCCACAGGUGAAACGCUAUUGACAGCCAGCUGUGGGGACACUGGGAAAGGGAGCUUUGUUCAAGCCUGUAUUGUGAGUCAGAGCCCGCUACGGGCCAUAACAUCACACCCUUGAAUUGCAGCGGGUUUGAGACGGCCCGUCUGUAGCCCUGAAAAUCCAUGUACUAUAUAAUAACUCAGAGGGGCUCUAUUCACGACACCCGUUACGUCGUCCCAUCAUCGACUGCUAAUCGCCUAAGAUUUAUUUUUCGUUUUAAGCCUGUGAAACCGACUCCAUCAUCCCGAUGGGCGAGGGAAGAGCGGUGUCGACUCCUGACCAAAGCCAGUGUUUCCACAGGUGCUCUUCCUCCCCUCAUCUCCAUGGCGGUAGCUUUGGGCCGCCCAGAAGAUCUGCCAAGAGAAUGGCGAAGAAGCUUCGCGGCUGAACUCAAAACGAUUUCUCGAUUUCUCGUCUCGACGACUUGUAUGAAACUGUGCAUUUCCAUGCUGCCCCAUGAAUCAAGGCUGGUAUCUUUGAAAUAAGCUAGUCAGUGGCACUAACUGGCGAUGAGACUUUUUUUUGACAGGUGUUACGCUUCAUCUCCACAGUUCAUUUGGUUUUCUUGGUGGUUGUUUCCCCCGAUGGGCGCGUCUGCUUCGAAAGAUCAGCACCAUCGUUUUUUCUAAAAAGUUCCCCAAGUGGCGAAUGUGUUAUUUUUUCUUUUUCUGUCUUUCUGUCUCUCCGAGUGAAUAGAGCCUCUUUGGAAGAAAACAAGAAAACUAUGAGGGUCACGAGUCAGGAUUUUAAAGACAGUUUAUGUACUCCAGUUAACUUUUUAUUGAUUUUUUUCCGACGACUCUUGCCAUGUAUGUGACUGCUUUCAGAGAAGGUUUUGAGUGUACUGCGUAUCUCAUGACUUGAUUAUAUAGUCUAAGAACCAAAAAAAAAAUUAAGAAAAAAAUAAAUGUAAAGGAUUUUUUUAUUAUAUUUUAGACAAACAUAUAAUUUUAAAGUAUUUUAAAUACUGAAUCUAUAGGUCAUUUUUAAAUAUGCUCCAGAGGUAACAACUGGAUGGGUUUGCUCGAUUUUACCUCCUGAGAAAGCAUUCAAAGGACUAGCUUUGAAAGAAACCUGUCAUUUGUAUCUCAGCUCUGCAAAGAGGAGGUUAUUUUUCAUCACAAAUUCUUUCCUACGACUUCACGUCUGUCCUAAAAGGAGGGAGAGGGCGUUGGAGUGGGAGAUAAGCCGCUGCAGUGUUCAUUUUUUAUUGGGGGGGGGCAGGGUUUUUUUUUGAAGGAGGAGACACACAACGAAAACAAAACUUUUCUCAUUUUCCUGUCUAUGGAGUUCUUAACGAAAUAGACUUUAAACGGGCACUGCUAACGUCAGGAAGCCCAGCGACUGACAUGUCACUAAAUCAAGGUUGGGCUUUCCUUUUUGUUCAGACUCUUAAUUGAUAUAUUUCGCCGUUACGCUGAAAGCCUCUGACGGUUAAGAACUUGCCUGAGUUUUUCUUAAUUCAGCAGGGUGACAGCCUGACUGAUGGGCAUUCUAUAUAGCUCAAUUACGUCUGUUUUUUAUGCUAAGCAGGGCAAGCCAACCGCACACGGUAGCAAAGCGGCCCAAACGUAUAAUUAGACUAAACUGUCUUCUUUCCAGACCGAGGGCCUUUAGGUGUAUUCAUUAGCAAUGGGGAAAUCCAGGCAAUAAAAGACGUCAGGGGACUUGUCAGGACUUCUGGAGACGCCGAACAGAAUGGAGGGCUCCCUGGCCAAAGCCAACGCCGGGCAACGCGACUGGGGGCAUUUCAUGGACUGGAGCGCCGGGGCCACCAAGCACCUUAAGUCAGCCACGGUGGGAUGUCCUCCCUUGCCCGAGACUGUUCCUGCCCUUCUGCCUCUCCAGUGUGUCUCAGCCUGCACGCGGAUGAUGCUCUCCACUCUUCAUCGCGUCUUCAGCACCCCCCACCCCCUCCCGUUCCUUUGUAAGCCAUCUCCUCCGUGAACUAGAUCAUCGCAUUGGCCCAAGAGCGCCUCCUACCCGCAGGCCAAGAGAGAGAGAGAGUUUACAAACUGCCUUUCUUCGUCCAAAAGUUGUUUAUUUAUCAUCCCUGCCGGGCUACCUGGGAACCUUGGCAGGGCCUCCCAGGCACUAACAGCAACACAGAUAGGCAAGCCUGAUAGCGUGUCUGCCGGGGAGCCUCCCGCCAAUGGAGGCAUCCGCAGCUUAAUUGCUUCAUGAGACAUUUCUCAACAUCCGGGGCCCGAACAGGUAGGGCGAAAACCCCAGCCUUGGUGGAUUGCGAUCAUUGUUCAGCUCCGUGUUUUCUCCCGAUGAUCCUCCCACUUAGCUCGCUUCCCCACUCCCCAAGCCAACUUAUGCAAGCCAUAGUCAUGCCGCUGCCAGGGAGAGACAAGCGCUUGGUGAGCCUUCCUGGCGUGUUCUACAGGGAUGAGGAUGAUUUCAAGAGAAGGGAAUAUUCCUGGGAGCUCUCCAUGCCAUGCACCUAUAUGCAGCCCAUAUGAGGAGGGGUGGCAAGUCAACGGGAGAUCUGCCCACCAGUUACAUGAAUUUUAGCGUAGUAGCAGCGCUUGUCAUCCAUAUCAUAGACCAGCUUUUUUGAGGGGAGGGCAGAAAAUUCCCAUUUUUAAGUAACUAUAACUGCCAUUAAAAUAGCCUUUCAGCUAGGAUAGAAUGUGCUUCUUUGUGGUUUCAUGUCAGACUUUCUCAACCAUAUCCACUGAAAUAUAAGUCAAAUUUGAGGACCAAAGCAACAUUUGAACAGGAAAUUUUUCAUUUAGAAUUUUGUGACAUAUUUAUUAAUAAAUGUUAUUUUUAAACAUUCCAUCUGAGCAGUAUUCUUGUGGAGGCUCUGUUUGUUUUUGGAAGUCAAGCCGUUUGUUUGCAGUAAGCCCAGAUGUGCAGUAUCCCCAGUUUGUCUUUCCGGGUCUUAAAUGGCCAUUCUCCAUCUCUAGAUGGAAAAGUUCACUUAGGUGGACCCGUACAGAUGUCUAGGGCUUCAUUGUUCUGAGGGUUUUUUAGAAUCCGCUUCUGAGCGCUGAGAAACAAUGAUGGCAAUUAUUUCCUUUUUUUAUUUUAAAAGGCGCCCUUUUAUUUGGGGCAGCCAAGGUCAGCUAGAGGGGAAUCCGUUAUAACUGGAAAUGCUUUCUUUAGCCAUCCAACAUGUCUCACAAAUGUCGAAACAACGGGGUCUCAGCUUUCUUCCGUUGAAUUUCCUCCAAUGACUGCCAUUCCCCUAACCUACCCAAUGCUGGAGACUUCAGAAGCCCCGUUGGGCCCCACAGCAGAGAAGGGGAAGGAAAUAGCUCAUUAAGAUUUGAAUGAGAGCCCUGCCUAUCACAAGAGUUGGGAAUUGGAGUCUCUUUUCUACUUUUCACCUUAUUUAUAUUUUUAAAUUGCACUUUAGUGUCUUUGUUCUUUUUCUACUUCUCUUCUUGGCCCCAUCCCUGACCUUUGGCCCUUGGUCCCUGGUCCUUUGACCUUCCUUUGCUUGUUGGUCUGGCCCAGUCUCUCUUUUCCCUCCUUUGCUCCUUUUCCAUGACUCCGUGCAAACCCACUUACCACACUGGCUCAGACAUUGGCACUGAUGGCUAUUGAACCUUGUUGACUCUCCCAGUAGCCCAAGAUAAGGACUGCUAAGAGAACAGAAUGCCAAGGAGAAGAACCAGUCAGUGCCCAAAAAGACUUAGCCUCUUUGCCAACCUAGGAUGGCAUACAAAUGUGUUAAUAUGCAAAAUGUGGGCAGCAGAGCCUCAGCUAGACUUUCAAAAUGCCCUUGUUCCUCCUGAGAACCAAAGUGUCCUGAAUGGGUAAGGGGAUGGAUUGUUCAAGGUCAAUAUGGCAGCUGCACUUUAGUUAGUUUCCGACCUGAUGUAGCAAUGAGGCCACUGAGAUACCAGUGGCUGGAAAUGGUGGACUCUAAGUCCCUAGAAUGCUCUGCUGCCUUUCUAAUCUCCUGAGGGGCAGCACCCCUGCUUUAAGGCUCUGGCCUAAGGACAAGCAAAUACAAAAGCAAUAAUAUUUCUAGUGAAGUCAAAUACCAAAAAAGCAAAACAAACAAAAAAAAGCAAAAACAACAACAACAAAAAAACAGCUCCCUGAUCCCUAACGUCAAAUUCCCAACUCCAUCAAUGCGUAGAGUCAUUGUCAAACUGGAAAUGGGUCUCUUUCUAAAAUCUCCUAUUUUUGUGUGUCAGGAGAUGGGGUGGGAUGAAGAGAGGGAACGGUUUCCAGUGACCGUCACGAAAAUUGUUUCAAGAGUGUUUCUAUUUUUUUUGUUUAAUGUUCAUGAAUUUUCUUUGGGAAACUUGUUUUCUCACCAGGUUGGAAGAAAAGAAGCCAACCCCUGAUCCUGAGUUCCAAGAGAAACUCAGUCAGGCAUUCUUGGCUCUCUUGUCAGACUUGUCCCUUCAUGGGACGGGUCUCCAGAUUGCAAUUAGACCCAGUUCUGAUAUCUGGCAUGUUAGAAAUCAAUAUUGUGUUGUCUUUUCCUGUACCAUGCUCACCUUUCCUCGAGAAAGCUUUAUAGUCCGAGUCUGGGACUCAGGGGGCUUAUUGAGAAAGUGGAGCCCUUCUAGAUGUCGUGUAAAUACCCCUCUGAAAUGGCCAUAUCUGGUUUGCCCACUGAGAAUCUCAACCCGACAUCCACGACUCGAGUGGGUCAAAGGAAGGGGAGCAUCGAGGGAAGGGGGCCUCCUCGUUGUUUCCCCAUCACAGUGCCUUGCGCAGGGUAGGAACUGAAUUCAAGUGGAAGUCAUCACAGCAGAGGAAAUGUUCCAGCCCACUGGGACAAGUCGAUCCUCUUGGACUCUUCUCUACAGUCUGGGUACCACUAUGACCAUCUCUGACUCAUGAAGAUGCUUCGAAGGAAUAAACAAGAUGUCUUUGAGAUGCGUCUUAGAGGGUAGAGAGGCUUUCUGGAGAGCUUAAAGCCCAGGGGAUGGAACUUCCGAGGCUCUGGCGGUCCCCAGCCCCCCAAAACAACUGCUAUGGGGAGAGUAGACAAGAUGGCCCCGGAGACCUUUUUUUUCUUUUUACUUUUUCACUGGGGAUAGUGAGCAUUCAGAGGUCCCUCCAAAAGGUGCUGUCACUGAGUUAUGGGCUUGGGGCUGUUUGUUAUUGUCAACAGCAAAAUUUCCAUGUUUGUUUGUCUCUUUGUUUAAUUAUGUAAAGCAACCACCUUCCUUCCUGGGAGGAGAGAACAUUUUGGUACAUACGUGUAAAUACUUGCUGCCGCCUUUGAUAUGUUUAAUUUUAUGUUAAGCUUUUUGUUCUUGUUCUUGCGUCGUGAACACAUGUAUUGUUGUUACAAAUGGACAAUGGGUUCAUUGAGACUGUUCCACUCGCUCAGAUUUUUACAUCUCUUUCUAUCGAGAAGAGACGAGAUUUUGUGCAUUUGUACAAAUGUUAAUAAUAUCACUGCAAUUCCAAUAUAAUAAAGCCCUCAAGUGCAAAGAA
Monodelphis domestica (gray short-tailed opossum) is the source of this 8026-nucleotide messenger RNA. It is a transcript of the gene CREB5, whose product is annotated as cAMP responsive element binding protein 5. Gene Ontology annotation, biological process: regulation of DNA-templated transcription. The record is from RefSeq and is a predicted model, not a curated record. Gene Ontology annotation, molecular function: DNA-binding transcription factor activity. Lineage: Eukaryota; Metazoa; Chordata; Mammalia; Didelphimorphia; Didelphidae.